UAUCGGCGAUUCAUGACGUCACAUGGUGCAAACCCAGCAUUCGAAUUUCUGUAUGACGAGUUUGUUUGGCAAAGACAGUGUGUUAUAUGUGCCCCGAUCACCCCAUAUUCAUUCGCUGGAUUUUAAAGGAUUUAUAGCAACUAUUACAUGUCGAUGUGGGUGUCAAUAGGCUAAAUUUGAGGCAAAAUGCUCAAGUGUAUACCCCUGUUUCGCGCUUGUAAUCGCCAAGUCGAGUACGUGGAUCGGCGACAUUGGGGAUUAACCACUGUCCCUGAUGAUGUUUUUAGAUAUGCCAGGAGCUUGGAGGAGUUAUUACUAGAUGCCAAUCAAAUAAAGGAUCUUCCUCGAGGCUUCUUCCGUCUCGUGCAGUUGAGGAAAUUGAGCCUUAGUGACAAUGAGAUCGGACGCUUGUCGCCCGAUAUUGGCAGUUUCGUCAAUCUCAUGGAGUUGGAUAUUAGCAAAAAUGAAAUAUUCGAUAUACCGGAGAGCAUCAAAUUCUGUAAAAAUCUCCAAGUACUCGAUUUUAGCAGCAAUCCUAUAUCAAGACUGCCUGACGGUCUGACGCAGCUCCGGAACCUUACACACCUCGGCCUUAAUGAUGUAUCGCUGGAGAGGUUGCCGUAUGACAUCGCAAGUCUCACCAACCUUCAAUCUCUGGAGCUGCGAGAAAACCAACUGAAGGAGUUGCCAAGGUCACUGUCAUACCUGACAAAACUGAAAAUACUGGAUGUCGGCAGUAAUGAGAUCGGGGCCUUGCCGGACACAAUAGGUCAUCUACCAUCUCUGGAAGAGCUGUGGUUGGACUGUAAUGACCUCACUGAUUUGCCAGUGGAGAUCGGCAACCUGAAGAGGUUGACACAGCUGGAUGUUUCUGAGAAUCAGCUGGACUAUCUGCCAGAGGAGAUAGGUGGCCUGCACAAUCUGACUGACCUCUCCUUGUCUCAGAACAACCUAGAAUACCUGCCUGAUGGAAUAGGGUUCCUGAAGAGACUAGCCAUCUUGAAAGUUGAUCAGAACCGGCUGAUCGCCCUGACUCCACACAUAGGAAGCUGUGAAAAUUUACAAGAACUAAUUUUAACAGAGAACUUAUUAUCAGAUUUGCCAAUAACAAUAGGAAAGCUAAAAAAUCUGUCUAAUUUGAAUGUAGAUAGAAACAGACUUACAGAAAUUCCAAUAGAGCUGGGGAAAUGCACCAAACUGGGGGUCCUGUCCCUGCGAGACAACAAGCUGCUUAGGCUACCGCAGGAGUUGGGCAACCUGGUGAAAGUACACGUCUUAGAUGUCUCAGGGAACAGGUUGGAGUAUCUGCCAAUCACAGUCAUGAACCUCAACCUGAAGGCCUUGUGGUUGUCCGAGAACCAGGCACAGCCUAUGCUGAAGUUCCAGACCGAUUUCGAUGAGCGGACAGGACAGAAAGUGCUCACCUGUUUCCUGCUCCCUCAACAAGGCUUCCACACAGAGAGCAUGGAGAACCUGCUGCGCGGCAGCACGGCAACAGAUGGCGACAGUCGACUCAGCUGGACGGACAGCACACAACGAAAUCAGCGCGAGAGUAUUAUCAGGUUUGCUGAACAUGAGAGGGAAUCCGAUGAAGACUCAGAGACCACGUUUGUACGCCAUGACACUCCACAUCCUAAAGAACUGAAAGCUCGGCAUGCAAAGUUCGUCAAACAGAACAAAGGCAUCGACGGUCAUGUCAUUCCCCACAAUGAAAAAACUGCAGAGGACAAGGCGUUCAUGCCACAGAGGGACAAUGAUCCACGCUGGACAGAAGAUGACCAUUCAUCGGUUGAUGACAAACCCGAGAGGAAGGUUGCCAUGCUUAUUGAGCCACCACAGAUCAUCAAAGCCCCUGAACUGGAAGGACCGCCGCCCCCUCAGGUGGAGUCGGAAUCAUCAACAGAAGAAGACGAGCUUCCGAAGGAAACACAGCCCCUCCUGAAGAGUGUGACAAUCGCCCCGGUCACUAUGAUGUCAGAUGACCGGGCCAUGGACACGUCACAUGAAAGCGGGGAGCUGAGGGAACGCAAGGCUGACGACUCUGAUGAAGAUGCAGAUGGGACAAGGAGCGAGGAUGAAUAUAGUGAUAAUGACUCGGAAGACAUGCGUGAGAGGAAGGUGGGCUUUGCUGACGACAUAGAGGAGCAGCCCGAGAAGGACCACCGACUCCGCCGCCGCGACACGCCCCACUACCUCAAGAACAAGCGUAUCAACCUGAACAGCAGCAAGGAGGAUGCUGAGCAGAAAGUGCGGGAAAUACUUGCACAAGCCGCUGCACAGAAGGAUAAAGCAGCUGUAGAUUCUGAUUUAGCGCCUCCAGAAGAUGAGACGAUGUCCUUGACAACACAGCACGUCCCAGUGAAGGUGGAGGAAGAGGCGGUGGCUAUUACCAUACGCCGUGAACCCGGGCAGGGGUUGGGGGUCAGCAUUGCAGGGGGAAGGGGGUCAACUCCAUAUAAAGGAGACGAUGAGAGUAUAUUUAUUUCAAGAGUUUCGGAGGAAGGUCCUGCAGGGAAGUCGGGCAUAUUGAAAGGCGACAAACUUAUAUCAGUUAAUGGCCAGGACCUGAAGGAUGCUGACCACUACGACGCUGUCAACGUCUUGAAGAGCAGUGGGAAUGACAUCAUCAUGGUUGUAGGCAGGGAGAGGCUUGUGCCCAACUCAGUUGCUGAUGUGUGUGACGGGGAGGACCACACCCACACCAGCGUGGCCACCGUGUCAUUCAGUCCGGAGCCAGAGAUGGAGGUGUAUGGGGAGACAAUUGGAACCACACUGUAUCGGGAUGCUGGUGGUCUGGGCUUCAGUAUAGCUGGUGGGCGUGGCUCCGUGCCGUACAAGGGCAAUGAUACACAACUCUAUUCCCUGCUGGAGGCCAUCUACAUAUCACGGAUAGUGGAAGGGGGAACAGCACAUAACGAUGGCAAGCUGCAAGUCGGGGAUCGCAUCAUGUCGAUAAACAACGUGGAUCUGUCCGACGCGCGUCAUGACCAGGCAGUGGCCCUGCUGACUGGCUCCGACCGGACGAUACAGCUUGUUGUAUAUCGGGAGAAAAUUGUCCCAAAGUCCCCAGACAGUAAAGACACAACUGACACAACCACAGGACACAAGCUGCCAACGAUGACACAACCACGUAUUCAUUGGAACGACAGCUUACCUACAGCUGACAACGCCACACUCAACGUCAGUCAAUCGGAAGUCAGCUCUAGUCCAAGUGUGUUUGCUUCUGCUGUGCCAUCCUCAUAUACAUAUCAGAGCCAAGUUACUCCAGGUGCUGAAGAAGUACCCUCCCCUGUUGUUAGGCCACCCCCCUCCCCCACCACCCAAGCCACCCCUUCACCCACAAUCCAAGCCAAUCCUUCCCCUAGUGCUGGACAAUCUUCACCAAAGGCGGCGCCACGGACACUGUCGUCUGAUUGGUCAACUCCCCCAGCUGUGGUCCAGCCGCCCAAGUUUGUGUAUCCCGGGUUUAACCGGUCCCCCAACACGUCCCAAUCGUCCAUACGGACUACGGAAAACAAGGAAAACAUUUCCCCAACACCAGCUACAGUGUCUUUCUCAAAUCAGAGUGUAAAUAGUUCUUAUGUCAGUGACUCCAGCGUCCCCAGUGCGGUUUUAUCGGGGAAGGAAGUUAGUGCUGGAAACAGCACAGUUAUGAUGGAGCGACAAACAAUUAGUAAAGUGCAUGUGAAUCACAUUGAUUCUUCUUCAGCAGAUAAAGAACAACCCUUUCAUGAGGACAUAGUGAUACGAAAAGCUGGGGGCCCCCUGGGUCUCAGUAUUGUGGGCGGCAGUGAUCACUCAAGUCAGCCUUUCGGUGCCGAGGAACCAGGCAUUUUUGUAUCCAAGAUAGUUAAAGAUGGUGCUGCUUCCAAAUCAAAGUUGAAAAUAGGAGAUAGAAUAAUAGCGGUUAACGGCAAAAACGUAACGGAAUGUACACAUCAAGAGGCUGUGAUGGCACUGAUUGCCCCUACGUACGAGAUCAACCUGUCUGUGCGACACGACCCGCCACCGAAAGGUUUAGAGGAACUUGUUAUAGUGAAGGAACAGGGAGACAAGCUUGGUAUGAGUAUUAAGGGUGGUAUCAAGAACUUCUCUGCAAACCCUCGGGACAAGAAUGAUGAGGGCAUCUUUAUUUCACGGAUUAACGAAGAAGGUGCUGUUGGGAAAGAUGGACGGCUUGUGAUAGGCCAGAGAAUACUUGAGGUGAAUGGUACGAGUUUGCUUGGGUCAACUCACCAAGAAGCUGUUCGAGCAUUGCGUAGUGUUGGGGACAUGAUGAAUAUCAUGGUGUGUGAUGGCUAUGACCCUAACUCCACCCCGGAGAUAUCCAGUCCUGGCAGUCCGGUCGGCUUUCUGGCAUCAUCCCGGCAAGGCUCUGUAUCGAGUAUUGACAGGGAGGAUGAGGAAAUGCGGUUAAUCCGACAGGACGAGGACAUGAUUAAGGAGACCCUACAAUGGGAGGCGGAACAUUCCGAACACCUGGAACGACUGAGGAGAGAACGGGAGCAGGAAGAGCAACGACUCCAAGCUGUCGCGGCUGCCGAAGAAACGGCUCGACAGACAGCCAUACUGCAACAAGAGCAUGCCCAAAUCCGUGGACCAGAAAGUCCUAAACAGAGUGCUGUGAUUGAUAAAGUGCCUGCCCCACCCAGCUCAAGCCCACCCAGUGAGCAAGAAGAGACCAUGCCCCCCAAGAAGGCCAAACCCCCUGUCCCCCCUAAACGGGUGGCCCUCUCUCGUCAGGCGGAGGUAGUUGACGAGGAGGAUGUCAUUGAUCCACGGAAACAGGCCCGGCUUCCGGCGGGGAAACUUAUUGCUCAAAAGAACACUAACAAUCAGUCUGCUCCCAAUGAAGGUCUGACGUUCAGUGACAAGCGCCGCUUCUUUGAGAAGGAAAUCAAGGAACAGAAUGAACCUAAAACACAAACAAAAAAAUUUAGCUACUUGGCUGAACAUGAGGUGGCAAAACUGAAACUGGAAGAGGAGAAGAAAACAGCGGAUAUGUCACAGGAGGAGAUCCUCUCGUUUGUUACAGGCAGCAUCGCUACGGAGAUCUCAGGGGACCAGGAUUAUGGCAAAGUCCUUGCAAGUCUUGAUCCCCGGAGUUACCCACCAGGGGGCGGGGUUGUAAGAACAGCAAAAGCCGAACGUCGGCUCUCAGAUCGGGUCCAGUUGGAAGGUGGCAGCCCGCAGGAAGACGGGGAGAAAUUAUCACCAGCUGAGGAGCGGGAACUACAGGCAGAGAAAAGAGCUGCAUGGAGGAAGGCUAGGAUGAAGUCGCUGGAGGCAGAUGCUGUUCGCGCUCAAGCUGUGAUCGCUCGUGCGCAGGAGAUGUCCAAAGAUACAACGACAGCAACAUCAGGUUCUACACUGUCAACAGUCGACAUAGCAUUUGCCGAUGAUGAAGACGACGAAGCUAAUCACAUGGGUCAGAACGGGGAGCACUCAUCUCAGACCAGGUUGCCUAGCAACGUAGGCAGCCAUCUUGUUGUAGUGAGUAAAGAGGGAGACACGACGGUUGAAGAAAAUACCCGUGUUGUAGAUGAAAAAGUUCAGACAAAGACUGAGGAAUAUUUCGAUGAGCAUACGGGCAAAAUAUCAUUUCGAACUAUUCAAGUGGUAGAGAAAACUGUCGAACAUGAGGUGGAAGUAACCAAGCAGCAGAUUUAUGAAGUAAACCUCCAACAGUCGCCUGUAUCGCGCUACAACAGCACAGGCGGCAAGCGGUAGGUGAAUGCUAACACUGAUGCUGCCACAAUCAGGGACGUCUAGUUUGCCCAGCUCCUCAUCCCGGUCUGUGCUCAGUAGCCAAGUUCCUCAUCCCGGUCUGUGCUCCUUGGCCUGUGUGAGCUGUCGGAGCACAUUCCAUCUUCAGGCUAGACAUCUAUAUCAAUCAGACCUGUAUCUCUUCACACAGAUUAAUAACCAUAGACCCAGGGUGUGUUCGAUUGGUGAAUCGCUGUCCACGGUUAACCCAACACACACAUAUACACAUCAUUAAUCACCUAAGUGCUAUUUCUCAUUUUAUAUACCUUCAUCACAAAUAGCUCAAAAACAAUUAUUAUAAUAUUAUGUACAGGCAAUCGACUGAUCUACAGACUAACAUAGCACAAGUUAUUGUUUCUGCCAUGGAUUUAUCAUGUAGAUAGAUAGUGUUUGGUUAGCCAUGGACUGGUCUCACCAAUCCAACGCAGGCCUUAGAAUUACCUGGAUCUGCUUAACCAAACUUGUUCCAGUGAUGUUACGUUGAUGUAAGAUACUGUAUUGGCUGGGGGCAGUUACUACGGUGAUGUUGUAUGUUUGGUUGUGAUUAUAAGUACAAUGCAAGUUUGCCUUUGUUACACAUAAACUAGCUUUGGUUAUAUGUGACUUUCAACAUGGACUAAUUCAGAUUAUUUGUAAAUUUCGAGAUUUAUGUGUUUUUGUAGCUUUAAGUUGAAAUUGUUCUGCCUAUGUUGGUUUGUUUUCAGCAGUUUACAUAUCAAAACACCAACUGUGUGUAUGAAUCGGGACAGGAGAGAUAUGCAUGUAUAAUUGAAACAGUGAAAGUGCAAUAAUGUUUAAACUAAUCCAUUUUAUCUCGCCAUGAACAUGUUACUUCUUAAAGAUUCAGUGAUGGAAGAUAUUGUUCCAUUUGUAAGAAGUUUUAAGAUUGUGUGUAUAAUCUACUGAUGGUUUAUAUGUAACACACUAGUUACUGUUUACAUACUGUUUAUUUACCCUUGCAAUUAUUGUACAAAGUGUUCACCAAAACAAUUGAACAUAGGUGUUACGGAUUAUUUAAGACCAACCAGACACUGACUCCUGUCAAAGUGCACAUAUUGUAGUAAGUGGGAUACACAAACUCAGAGACUGUAUUUAAGACUUGGUGCCAAACUGUUGUCCUUUGUCAUCUCGGUAUCCAUCUGUUCCUUGUUUGUCCAGCUGCCUGACCCACUUCGUCCUCCAUAGAUCAUUCCUUUCUCUAUGAGCUAACAACCCUUCCCGCCUCACCCCAGAGGACAGAGUUUUAGGGGCUAGCACAUUCUGUUUCCCUGCCACUCUAAGUGUACAGAUACGUUGCUUGUAGCAUCUUGCUGUGUAUAUAUUUAGUUCCUGUAUUGUCCGGAUGUUUUUAGUUACUAUUUAACUUAUGAAUACCCAUGUUUUAUACAGUUUUAUUAUUGGUACCAUUUAUAAUGUUGCGAUUCUUCAUUCCCGAGUUUUAGUCUUCAUAGUUUUACACAUUUUAUCCCUUACAUUUUGACAGCUUCAGCGUUGCCCAAUAUUUGAACAAAUUAACCAAGGUUGACAGCAUGAUUAAGCUUAUUAUUUUAUCCCUAUUCAUUGUUUUACUAAUUUAGCAAAUAGUAGCCUAUUGGCAUCGUAGAAGUCACAAUUGAACAUCAUCCCCUUCUCUUUUGACCCUCUGUAAGUUAAGUUUGAAUUGUUAAGCAGUCCAGUUGAGCCCUAAAUAUUUAGUUUAGUGGUCCCUGCCUGUGGCACAGUAUCGAUGGCAGACGUGGGGAGUGUAUGCAACUAGCCAACCGUCAUCUCUCUUUCAUGUUUAUAUCCUUGUUGAUAUCAUGCGUAUUGCCGUCACAACAUGCCAUACAAGUCAUAUCAUUGGAGUGUAAAAUUUGUACAAAGUGUUAAUUGUGCUUGUGGGAGGGCUGGCUGUUUAUAUAUAUGUGGGUGGGGGUGUGUAUCUAACUUAAAUAAGUAAACAUCUUGCCUCAAUCGUGUGCCGCAGCGUUUUGUAAUUAUUCAAUUAUUCAACCCGUGUCAGUACUGUUGUUAACUGGCACAGUUCGUCCCGUGGUAGAACAGAGGGUGUGUUAGAAAUGAUUCAUGACACUGCUAGACUGUAAUAACUUUGUUCAUGCUUCUUCAGAAUUAAUACCUGGGUGAAAAAAAUACAUUCAAUCUAUAUUACAUUGAAGACCCCUUCCUUUUUCCUGUUGCCAUGGUUACAAAUUUCAUGAUUUUAGAAACCACAUUGUUCACCCUGAUAAUUCUGUGAUCAUUCUGAUUUUAAGCAUCUCAACCAGAGCUGAGUUGAGGUGUGCCUGGCUUGGUCACUUUUUAUAGUUUUAUUUUUUAAUAUUGCUUUGGGUUUUUUAUGUUCUGUUUUGAAGAAUCAUUUUUUGAAUUCAUUUGGAUUGGCAAGUUAUUAAGUUUCAUGGCCAGUAUUUUUGCAUUCAUCAAUAACAAGUAUCAUUUUUAUGAAGAUGAACAUACAAUGUGUCACAAUAUUUUAUUGUUAUAUAACUAAAAAUUGCCAAAAAAAAGUAUGUUUAUGCCUCUAGGCUGCUUAUGAGUGAAAGGGUUAACCUUGACACUUUGACUUUAUCGUGAUAGACAUUCACCAGCCAUACUAACCUCACCUCAGCUCUUGCUAGUCUCUGUGUGUGUGUGAGAGACAACUUAGCGACACUGUUUACAAUGUUACAUUAACCAUGUUUUACCGCCGACCGUCGUGGGUCGACCUCUACUGCCUUUUGUACAUUUCACUCAUGAAAUAAAAAGGAUCUAUACAUUA
Messenger RNA from Haliotis rufescens (red abalone), 8521 nucleotides. Its product is annotated as protein scribble homolog. The transcript is spliced from 45 exons. Gene Ontology annotation, molecular function: protein binding. The coding region runs from base 187 to 5730 and encodes 1847 amino acids. NCBI's taxonomy places the organism in Eukaryota, Metazoa, Mollusca, Gastropoda, Lepetellida, Haliotidae. The record is from RefSeq and is a predicted model, not a curated record. Gene Ontology annotation, cellular component: adherens junction.